AUGGCGGCCUACAUUUACAUGCUGAAAAGAAGCGGUAGCGCGCUGCCAGAACCAGGGAAAAAUCCUUGCUUGGUCAUGAAGCUAUUGCACACGCGCCACUGCUUGAUGACUUACAACGGUGGACCCUACACGAUUUCGCAAGCUUGCGAAAGGAGCUGUUGCCACGCAGUGCUGAAGUCUGUUUCGGAUGACGCCUUGACUGCAAGACUGAAUGAAGUGCAACGCACUAGGCACUUCCGAAGCUUGCCAAAGCUGCAGCAAGUGGGCAUGCUGCUGCUCAGCAUAUGGUUCGCGGACUUUCUGCUUGUGCAAGCCACAGACAGCUCCAGCCCCUUCGACCUGGUGGGUGUGGUGAACGCCUUCUACAAGGACAUGAGUGAGCCAAACCGACUUCUCCACGGUUCCCAGUUUUUGCGGUCGCUUCAUGAGUCUCGAUUCAAGCAUUUGGAGAAGUCUAUGCGCUUUGCUGACAGCGGGGACUGGCGAUUGGAUGCUGACAUGUUAGACCAGUGGAACAUCUUUCCAGCGCAGCAGCUCAUGGCACCUCACUUCCGCAGGAGUCUUGAAGAGCUGGGCCGUCUGCGCAACUACGCGUCGGCUUGGCGCUGGAACGGCAUGAUCAGCAAGCUCUUCGGCCGAUGGGCAGGGAAGCAAUCCGUCGGCGCAGUGGCAGCUGGAGUGGCGGAGGCGAUGAAAGCCGUCCCGCGCGAGUGCCCGAAGCGGCUGAGGACAGAGACGGAGAACAUUCUAUCUGCUGCGAGAAAGCUGCUCUCCGUGACGUGCGACUGCUGCGAGAAGCUGUCCCACGAGUGGGACAUCGUCGAGCCGACCCAAAGGGUGCUUGAGCUGCUACGAUAUCCCGGGGCUCGGAAGGGCGAGAAGCCUCCCACAUUGUCCAUGCGGCAAUGCAUUGCUUUGUCGGAUCAAGAUCGCUUUUCGACCUUCGUCUCCUCUUCCGGCGAAGACAACAAUACUGCCACCUCCCUUCAUCUCCGAAUGAAGGAUUUCUCCGGCAAGGCAUUCGAUGCGCAACUCUUCCAUGUGAAUGUACCGAGCCUCCUCACUCAGCAUCCCCAACAUCUGGUUGGCAUUAUCGCAACCUCGCGACACAACGAUGCGAUACCCAGCAUCCCAGAAGGCGGUGUUCUGAGCGGCGUGCCAGAGUCCGCCUCGGACAGCCGAAGCCAGUCUGCAUGCUCUGAGGUGAGCUUGGGCUCACGUCUGCGCAGCGCUUGGGUGGCCGAUGCCGCUUCGUUGGAGUGGCAGGUCUUGACAGCCAAGUUUCAAGAUUGGUUGGAUUCUGUUGACCACGUCGAGUUGACGCUCGACCUCUCCACUGGCUCCGAAGGAUACGCGGUGCGGAGGGCGACCGUCCACUUGAAGGAAGUAGCUCCUGGCGAAGAUCCCGGCACUACUCUCUACAGCAUCAUCAAGCCAAAGUACCAGAUCGUUGUUGAGGACUGGAUCUCCGAGCACAUGAACUCGUGGUAUCAUGGCAUCCCGUGUGAUGAACAUUGUUUGGGCAUCAAGAUCAACCUUCCGAUGUUGGGCAGUGUGCUUGUGGGUGACAUGGCCGUCUCCAGCAUCAAGGAGCGCGAACACGAGGAAGAGCUCCACCUCGAGAUGGCCGUGGAGCUUCGAAACUUCCUGAAAGCCACGGGAAGCAACGCCCGUGAAAGCGGACCCUAA
Messenger RNA from Symbiodinium sp. CCMP2592, 1689 nucleotides. The record is from the annotation of a GenBank genome assembly. NCBI's taxonomy places the organism in Eukaryota, Dinophyceae, Suessiales, Symbiodiniaceae.